Molecule: messenger RNA, 1211 nt
Organism: Pseudomyrmex gracilis
Lineage: Eukaryota; Metazoa; Arthropoda; Insecta; Hymenoptera; Formicidae
Product: phospholipase A1 2-like
Exons: 6
Coding region: 58-1089 (343 amino acids)
Biological process (GO): lipid metabolic process
Molecular function (GO): lipase activity
Source: RefSeq, a predicted model, not a curated record
CUUUAAUACUGUUGCUUCGGUUUUCUCUUAGUUUAUUUGUGUUUUCUAUCAUAAACAAUGAUAAAAACUGUUUCACUUGUUGUUAUAAUUUAUCUUCUACGAUAUACAAAUUCAGAACCCGUAAGUGAACCCGAACCGAUAAAAUUAUUCGAAGUCCCAUUUCUUAAAACUCCCUGCGACGACAUCACAAGCAUAUCGACGGUUGCGUACAACAAAAAAAAUCCUAAUGGCGUGAAGAAUGUCAAGGAAAAGGACACUUGCGGUUAUAUAAGUAAUAAUAAAGAGAAAAUUGCCUUUGUCACUCAUGGUUUUACCUCAUCCCCAGACGCUGACUAUAUGCACGAAUUGGCUUCGAAGCUCGCACAGAACGAUUAUACAGUGUUUUCAGUAAACUGGACUCAAGGAUCAUGCGAUGGAAGUCUUUCAUAUUUUUUGUACAUGCAAGCAUAUGUUAAAGCAGCGAAAAACACUCAUAAAGCAGGAGAACUCCUGGCAAACUAUAUCGAACAUGUAAAUAAAACGUGCAACGUGUCACUGGACAAUAUAAUUCUUAUUGGUCAUAGUCUCGGUUCACAUGUAAGUGGCUUUGCUGCAAAAAAUAUUAAGUCACGUAAGAUCGGAACUGUGUCACGUAUCAUCGGCGCUGAUCCCGCGGGACCAAACUUUAUGUCCUUGAGUUGCGACGAAAGACUUUGCAAUACAGACGCCAAGCGCGUAACUGCUUUUCACACAACUACGCUUUUGGGAAUAAAUGAACCCAUAGGUCAUCUCAAUCUGUAUUUCAAUGACGCAUCGAAACAACCAGGAUGUGACGAUGACAUUUCUAGAGCAUGCUCACAUGCCAACGCCAUUAGAUAUUUGAGUGUACUCCUUACUUUUGACAGAAGCAAGUGCGUAUUCCCUGGUGUUCCUCAAUUAAAAAAUUUUGAUCCGAGAAAGCGCCCUACUGGUUCGACAACCAAUUGCAUAGUUGUAGACAGACAAGUGUUCAGCCAGGACAAAAUCUCACCAGGAUCAUAUACUGUAUUUGUUAAUGAAAAACCUCAGCUCUUCUGCUCACGGAAUACAUUCCCUAAGUGUCAACAAUAGAGCAGUUUGUUGUUAUUAUUUCGUUACAAUUUCUUAUGACAAUUUUGUCAUAUAUGUGGUAAAAUUUGUUAUAGCAAAAAUCUUAUGUUAUUAUUGGCAAUAAAUUGAUUUAUCACAACUUU